Messenger RNA from Striga hermonthica, 1599 nucleotides. The record is from the annotation of a GenBank genome assembly. NCBI's taxonomy places the organism in Eukaryota, Viridiplantae, Streptophyta, Magnoliopsida, Lamiales, Orobanchaceae.
AUGGCCUCCUUUUUCUCCCUUUUCCCUUCUCUGGUCUUUCUCCUCCUUUGCUCCCAACAGUUGCUCCCCUGCGGUGCCUACCCAGCCAAACGCGGCCCCCAUCGACACCACCACCCUCCUCGCUUUGCCUCCCACAACUACAGAGAUGCCCUCACCAAAUCUAUCUUGUUUUUCGAGGGCCAAAGGUCGGGAAAAUUACCUCCUUCGCAAAGGGUCAGCUGGAGGAAAGACUCUGGCCUUUCAGAUGGAGCCGCUGUGCACGUGGAUUUAGUGGGAGGGUACUAUGAUGCAGGGGACAACGUGAAGUUCGGCUUCCCAAUGGCGUUCACAACCACAAUGCUUUCAUGGAGUGUGAUUGAGUUUGGUGGGCUUAUGAAAGGUGAACUGGGCCAUGCCAAGGAGGCCAUCCGUUGGGCCACCGACUAUCUUCUCAAGGCCACUGCUCAUCCAGACACCAUUUAUGUUCAGGUGGGAGAUGCUACGAAAGAUCAUGCCUGUUGGGAGAGGCCUGAGGACAUGGAUACCCCAAGGAGUGUCUUCAAGAUUGACAAGAAUACCCCUGGCACUGAGGUAGCUGCUGAAACAGCUGCAGCUCUUGCAGCUGCUUCUAUGGUCUUCAGAAAAAGUGAUACUACUUACUCCAAGCUCCUUGCCAGGAGGGCCAUUAGGGUGUUCCAGUUUGCUGAUAAGUACAGAGGUCCUUACAGUAAUGGCCUGAAACCAUUUGUUUGCCCAUAUUACUGCGAUUUUUCCGGUUACCAGGACGAGCUAUUGUGGGGUGCUGCUUGGUUACACAGAGCAACAAGAAAUCCAACUUAUCUAACCUACAUUCAAGCCAAUGGACAGACACUUGGAGCUGAUGAAUCUGAUUUUACAUUUGGAUGGGACAAUAAACAUGUUGGAGCCAGAAUCUUGCUUUCCAAGGCAUUUCUUGUCCAAAGUGUUCAGCCUCUCCACGAUUACAAGAGCCAUGCAGAUAGCUACAUUUGCUCUCUUAUCCCCGGGACCCCGUUCUCCACUGCUCAGUACACUCGAGGCGGGCUUUUGUUCAAGAUGAACGAUAGCAACAUGCAGUACGUGACUUCAACGUCUUUCUUGCUCGUGACCUAUGCCAAAUACCUCACCACCGCACGCACCACAGUCAAAUGUGGCGCGAACAUCAUCACGCCGAAGAAGCUAAGGGCAUUUGCCAAAAAACAGGCAAGCCAAUUUCUUAAUCAAUUUCCACCCAUAAAAUUUAAAUAUAUUUCUAUGAUCAAUUGUCUUGUGGACUACUUGCUAGGUGACAACCCCUUGAAGAUGUCCUUCAUGGUGGGCUACGGCCCACGGUAUCCCCAAAGGAUCCACCACAGGGGAUCCUCCCUCCCUUCCAUAUCAUCCCACCCCUCGAAAAUCCAGUGCUCGCCGGGCUUUGGCUUCUACAAAUCCCAAAGCCCGAAUCCCAAUCUCUUGAUCGGGGCUGUUGUCGGCGGGCCCGACCAGAAUGACCGUUUUCCGGAUCAACGGCCAGACUACGAGCAAUCCGAGCCGGCCACCUACAUAAACGCGCCACUUGUCGGAGCCCUGGCUUACCUGGCGCACUCGUUCGGCCAGCUCUAG